Coturnix japonica (Japanese quail) is the source of this 940-nucleotide messenger RNA. Its product is annotated as testis-specific serine/threonine-protein kinase 6-like. Gene Ontology annotation, molecular function: tau-protein kinase activity; ATP binding. NCBI's taxonomy places the organism in Eukaryota, Metazoa, Chordata, Aves, Galliformes, Phasianidae. The record is from RefSeq and is a predicted model, not a curated record. Gene Ontology annotation, cellular component: cytoplasm. Gene Ontology annotation, biological process: intracellular signal transduction; protein phosphorylation; microtubule cytoskeleton organization.
UCGAGACCAAACAACAUGACAAACACCGACACAGACAAGAAGUUGCUCCACAAGCUGGGUUUCAUGCUGGGCGAGACCUUGGGAGAGGGUAAAUUCUCCAAGGUGAGGGCGGCCACCUCCACCAAGUACAGGGUUCCCCUGGCUAUCAAGAUGGUGGACAAGCGACGGGUCUCCCAAGAAUUCGCGCAGAAGUUUCUGCCCCAGGAGCUCUCCAUCCUCCGCAAGCUUGACCAUCCCAACAUCGUGCAAACCUUGGAGAUCUUUGAGAUGACCAACGGGAUGGUCUACAUUGUGAUGGAGUCAGCAGGCACUGACCUGCAGCAGCGGCUGGACCAGACGGGCAAGCUGCCCUGCAUCCCCGACGCCCGGGACAUCUUUGUGCAGGUUGUGGGGGCUGUGUGUUACCUCCACGGCUGCAACAUCGUGCACCUUGACAUCAAAUGUGAGAACAUCCUGCUCAGUGCUGAUGGUCGCCAGGCCAAGAUUGCUGACUUUAGCCUGAGCAAGGAGGUGAGCAGCGUCCCGGAACUGAGCACCACCUUCUGUGGGACAGAAUCCUACGUGGCCCCAGAGCUUUGGCUGCGUUUCCCCCAUGACGCCAAGAAGGUGGACGUGUGGAGCCUGGGGGUGGUCCUUUUCGCCAUGGUGACUGGCUCCUUGCCCUUCCACGGCUGCCUCUGCAACAUGGUCCAGAAUCAGCAGCAAGGGGUUCUGCACCUGAGGGGGGUGUCCCAGCUGCCGGAGCCCUGCCAGGCCCUCAUCGUCCAGAUGCUGCAGUUCUUCCCACACACCCGGCCCAGCAUGGAGCAGGUGGCCAGCAGCAGCUGGCUGAAGGGGGAUAACUAAGGGGGGAUCCUCCCCAGAGACUGUGUUGGACUGUCACUCUUUUGUUCAAUAAAUGCUGUUGAGAAAAAGCUCUUGAGCAGUUUGAGUAGCUGUG